UUAAAUGUCGCAAGAAUACUCCAAGGAUAUAAUUUGUAAUCAGAUGUCGUCGAUGAGGAGCUUCUUGAUAGUUCUUUUGUUGGAACUUUUUCAUUUAUUGGCAUUCUCACUUGUUUCCAGGGCCAAUCACAGUCUCAGAAUUGAGAAUGGGUCUAUGGCAACAGAGGGGCAAUUCCCAUACACGGUUUUGAUUCUCUACUGGAACUUUGACAACCGCUGCACAGGGACUCUGCUGACAACCCAUCACAUAAUCACAGCUGCACACUGUCCUUUUAUUCCUGGUGGACCGUUGGUUCAAUUUGUAAUGGCUGGUGAUAUCCAUAAAUCUGAAUAUCAAUCGAACAAACAACAGAUUCGUAUAUUCAAAAGAUAUGCCCUACACCCAAAUUAUCCAAGUGCAAGAGGGUGGAUGAAAAUCCAAUAUGACAUAGGGAUAAUUCUUCUCGAUAUACCAUUCAUAUUAACGGAUCAUCUCAAGCCGAUCAAAUUUGCAAAAGAGCCCAUACCUGUUGGAACUUUAUGUGUACUGCCUGGAUGGGGCUUUACUCGUUAUCUCAAAGUGUGUGAACAAAACGAUAUAUUAAGAUAUCAUCCCGAAAGAAUUUAUCCGAAAAAAGUAUGUAAUAUUAAGGAGUAUACACUCAUGUGCGGUGGGAAGAACUUUGGAUGCCCAGGUGAUUGCGGUGGUUCUGUAAUAUGCAACAAUACUGCUCAAGGCAUUUAUACAUUUGCCGUUCAAAUUAACGGUUCACUAAGGAGUUUGUAUACUGAUAUUGCUCCGCACUAUUCAUGGAUUCGAAGUGUAAUUAAAAAGAAAUUCAUGAAGUACUACAUAGCGGGGAAGCAAUAUUCGACAGCAGUGAAAAUAUUUCCAAUUUUCUACCACUUCUCAUUUUAUAAUGCAUUUAAAAAAAUGUUAAUUUAACUUAGCUAAAAUAUGCCAUUUUUAAAGUUGACAACAUAAACGAGAGCGAAACAGCGUGUCUAAAUAUGGUAGCUGGUGGUUAGAUUCCAUUUAUACAGUAAACCAUAGUUCCUGAUGGAAUGAGUCGAACGGUCGGAGAAUGUCAACGCAUUUAAUUUAAUGUGUUUAGUCG
Hermetia illucens (black soldier fly) is the source of this 1097-nucleotide messenger RNA. Its product is annotated as thrombin-like enzyme KN-BJ 2. Gene Ontology annotation, molecular function: serine-type endopeptidase activity. NCBI's taxonomy places the organism in Eukaryota, Metazoa, Arthropoda, Insecta, Diptera, Stratiomyidae. The record is from RefSeq and is a predicted model, not a curated record. The transcript has 7 exons. Bases 5 to 925 code for a protein of 306 amino acids. Gene Ontology annotation, biological process: proteolysis.